AUAAAAUGCAGAAAACUUAAAAGCUGCUGAGGCUGGUGAAGAUGAGUUUUCAAGAAGAUUAAAUUGAUUGGUUUUUGAUACGUAUGCCAAAAAUCGACCGAAGCCUCCAUUACAAGUAUCUUUGUUAGUGAUGGAUGAGGCUGAGAGCAGUGGUGGGUCCAGUCCUGUUAGUUCAAGGUCACUAAAAACGGAAAUGGAUAAGGGAAAAGAAGAUGCAGGAAUAAAGCUGACAGAUAUUCAGACUGAUGGGCUGCCCUCAGAGGGCCCAGAGAGCCCCCACACCCAUGCCAAUCCCAUGUUCUCCAUGGAGACGGAGGCUGACGCCACCCUACCCCCAUAUGGGAGUCCAGGGAAAGGUGUACCCAAUGGGCAUAAUGGCGACAUCCAAGAUGAUUCCCCUAUCAGGUCAAGCAGUAACCACUCUGAAAGGGGGGUGGUGUUUACGACUCCGGGGACUGGAGAAAGUGUUGAUGUACACGACACACGCAAGAGACACAAGAGUGAUGGUGCUCAUCCCAAUGCCUCUUCCAGUAAAACCCUCCUCGACCCAUCAAACUUACGUAAGACCUCCGUGUAUGAGAGCAAAAGCACCAUCAGUGGAGUCAAGUUUGAUGACUCUUUCAUUGAUGAAUCUGGGACAACUCUGAUCUACUCUAAGCAUGAGAAAGUUCCACUGAAGGACUUUUCAAAUGAGGUUCGGGCACACAUGGACAUCAAGCGUUUCCUGAAUAACACAGUUCUGCUGCUGGACUUGACUGAGGUCAGUCUGGACGGCAUCAUUGAUGAGAUCCUGCAUAAGUUGCUGGACGCAUCAGAGAGCAAGGUCAGUUUUGACCAGGCCCGGUCAGCACUCUUCACCCAUGACAACGUGCACCAGCUGUCCAGGACUCUCCAGGGUACAAGUAUCUCCGAGGGAGGGGGCUUUGAUUACGACCAGAGCUGGGUUUGUGUCAUAGCAAGUGUGCCUUCAAUCAGCACGAGACAUGUGGGAAUCGCCAGACUUAAGCACCCCGCCAACUUUGGACCAUCAAGCCAGGAAGUGUACUUUGUUAUUGUCAUCCUCACUCCAACCAAAGAGAAAGGCACGAAGAAUGACCUUGAGACGGGUCGGACAUUUGCCACAAUAUUCUCAGACACGGAGCUGCGGACCAAGCUAUUGGAUUGCCGCUCUCAGGAGGAGUUCCAGUCUGUCCUUGGGGACAUCACGAAGGUGAUGGUACAACGAAUGAGCCACGCUGAUGAAAAGGUCCUCAACUUCGAACAGGAAGAGGAGGAACGGUGUUGUAGUGUGUUCUCAGGUCUCAUUGGCGAUCUCAAACGCAGGCUCCCACAUUACAUCUCCGACUUUAAGGAUGGUGUAAUUGGCCCAAAGUCGAUCCAGAAGACACUCUCCACAACCCUGUUUCUCUACUUUGCCUGUCUUAUGCCGUCCAUUGCUUUCGGAGUGCUCAAUUCAGAAAACACAAAGGAGGCUCUAACUGUUGAGAAGGUGUUGUACUCACAGGCGCUGGGUGGUCUCAUGUUUGCUCUGGUAGGGGGCACUCCACAGAUAGUACUCCUCACCACCGCCCCACUCGCUCUCUACACGAAAAUUAUCUACAGCAUUUGUGGUGACUUUGAUUUGAAUUUCCGUGCCAUGUACUGCUGUGUCGGCCUCUGGAACGCCUUCUUUCUCUUCCUAUACUCCUUUUUUGACCUCAGUCGUGUCAUGAAGUGGUCCACCAGGUCAUCAGAGGAGAUUUUUGCAUUGUUUAUUUCCAUUGCAUUCACCAUAGAUGCCAUUAAAAAUACGGUUCACAACUUUGACAUUAAUUACCAUACGGAAGCGUGUGCCAGUGACUAUAAUGCAACAGUAGCAAAUAUAUCUGGGAACGUGACAGUGGCUUGCGAGCGUGACAUCAGUCUCCUGUACCUUCUGUUGCUACUGGGAACGCUCUGGCUCGGAGUCUUCCUUUUCAACUUUAAUAAGACGCCAUAUUUGAACCCAGGAAAGAGGGAGUUGUUGGCGGAUUAUGCCCUGCCUGUAUCUGUGAUAUGCAUGAGUCUCAUUGGGGUGUUUGCAUUUAAAGACGUCAACAUUGGUAAGAGCUUUGGUGGUGAUCGAGGGGAGAGCAUAUUUUCCUUUGUGGACUUCAGCUCAUUGAGCGUGGGUGCCGUGUUUGGGGCCAUGGGAUUGGGCUUCUGUCUCUCCCUGCUCUUCUUUAUGGAUCAGAACAUCUCCGCAGCUCUUGUCAAUGCCCCACAAAACAAGAUGAAGAAGGGCUCAGCGUACCACUGGGACCUGCUGGUGAUUGGGAUUAUCAACGGGCUCCUGUCACUGGUGGCGUUUCCCUGGGUGCACGCAGCCCUGCCCCACUCCCCGCUGCAUGUUCGGGCCCUCGCUGAUGUUGAAGAGCGUGUUGACCAGGGACACAUCUACUCCAUCAUAGUGAAGGUGCGUGAGACUCGGCUGACAGGGAUCUUUUCGAGCAUCAUGAUUGGUCUGUCACUGCUCUUCAUGUCUGUGCUAGCGUACAUCCCAACCCCCGUCCUCUACGGCCUUUUCCUCUACAUUGCUGUCACAGCCCUUGACGGAAACCAGAUGUUUGAGAGAGUACUUCUUCUUAUCACAGAACAGUCAGCAUACCCUCCCAACCACUAUAUCCGGCGCGUACCCCAGCGUAUGAUGCACUUCUUCACGCUCCUGCAGCUCGUACAGCUGUUGGUCCUGUGUGGGUUUGGCUUUGCUCCAUAUCCGUACCUCAAGAUGUUUUUCCCCGUCCUCAUCUUCCUCCUCAUACCUCUAAGACAAAAGGUGAUUCCCAAGAUCAUCCAGCAGAAAUACCUGAGGGCCAUGGACAGUCACUAACAGCGACCAGUUGUUGUUGUUGUUGUUGUUGUUUCCAAUGGAAACGAUUGUGCACUUGUUACUCAUAGGACAUGCAAUUCCCUAGCAACAUGCUGGCAAUUCACUGUGAUGACUUGUGUUUUAUCUACAAAAUAUCAUUUGUUAUAAGGUAUUUUAUAUUCAAAUAAGAUUGUGGUUAUUGUUUCAUUAGCCGUAGUGUUAAAUGUUGAUUCCUGCUGACUCCAUAUAUUUGGUAGCAUUUGGCAUCAUAGCUUUCUGAAAAACUAAUAUGUAAAAUAAAUUAUCAAAAACACAACAGAUAAAGAAGUCGCAGUUUGUAUUUCAGAGUUUUCUUUCAUCCGAAAUCAGAACUGACCAAAUUUUCAAGGUCAAAACAGUGUGUUUGCAAUAUUCUUAUCAGUAUAAUAUUAAUAUAUAUCCCUCCUUUACACAUUUAACCAUUUCAAAUGAUACCAAAACAAUAGGAGAUUGCCAGGCAUCAAAGUUUCACAUUAUCCCGCACCGGAUUCCUUGAAUUGUAUGUAGAUGUUUAUUGUUGUAUAGUAUUUUGUAAAAUUUGAAGCAUACUAUUUUCCCUUUUUUCUUACAGUCUUCUGCUUAAACACUUACUAACAAAAUACAAAAAUGACGAAUGAAAUUUCAGACAAGUUAAGCAUAUAUCACCAGAAAUGACUGAAUAUAUUUUAAGCUAAUCAAUCAACAAAAAUAUCGGUCUUUGUCACUUUAUUAUUUAUAUUUGUGUCUAAUAAGGUGUUGUGAAUUCCAAUAUACUGUACUUCAAAACAUGCGUUGGAUUUUGUCUGCCUUGUCAGUGUACCAGUAAUCAAAAUGCCAUCAAUAUCUUUAUUUGUUAGUACAUAUGGGUAACAGUUUCCAUGACAUUUGCAUUGUUGCUAAUCUAUUUGCAUUGUUGCUGAUCAGGUAAUGUUAUGUGUUAAUACAGUUGAUGCUGCAUAAUGUAGAUGUUAAAUCCAUUCCAUUGUAUUAUUAUAUAUAUGUAAUUUGUGUAUGUUCAGUUUACAUUAUUUUUAUAGAACUUGUAAUUUCAAACUAAAGAAUUAUCUUUAUGCAAGUCUUUCAUUUUCCAAAGAAUGUAAUAAUUUUUUAUUUUGUUGUUUUUACUUAAAUUUUAUGUGUUCAUUAUCAACUAUGAGUAGUUUAUUUGAAUUCCCAUUUGGAUAUUUUAAUUGAUGAUGACAAGUCUUGUUAGUUUGUAUUCCAAUUAUGUGAAGGAGUAGAUCAGCUUAAUUUAAGCUCUACUGGCUCAAGGUCUGAAGAGCUUUUGCCAUGACAUGGUGUCUGUCGUCUGUCUGUUAACAUGCUUGUGAACAUGUUACAGUCUUCAGUUUUUAUUGUAUCUCAAUUAAACUUAUACAGUAGUUAGAUAUCCAUGAGAGCUGGGUUCCUUAAUUAAACCAACCAUAUCCACCCAGGCAUGACUGGAUUAUGGCCCUUGAAAUGCUACAGCCUUAGCAAAAGUGUUUUCUAAGGGAGACAACUUUGUACAGAGUGUUGUGUAUGUUUUGUUUAAUUGUAGCGGACCUUUGAGAAACAUGGUUUACUGAUUGCUUCCCUUUGACUGUGAGUAAAAAAAAAGGUCAUGCCAGUAGAGUAUAGGACCUCAUGGGCCUCUUGUAGGAGUAACACUAUCAAAAUUAAAUGUGAAUUGCCAGUAUUUUUUAACAAAACAUUGUAUGUUGUAUAUAGAUAUGUGUCAUUGUUUAGUAUAAAAUACAGCUAUAUUUUUGUUUAUAUAUAUUUUUAUUAUUACAAAAGCCGUAUGCCAAAAUAAUACUUCCAUCAGAUUAUGUUGAAACAGAUAUGUUUUUCUCUGACAUUACAGGAAAUCUUCACAUGAAGGCAAAGAAGGACACAAUAGUGUUUGUUUUUAGAUGGUGUGUUUUAGAUGACAUGUUUUUAGAUAACGUGUUUUGAGCUUCACAUUCUGCAAUUUCAUGUUUUCAAACUUCAUUCUACAAAUGUUAUUUUAUCAGGAUGUUCAGGUUCUCAGAAAAUGUGUAGCAACCUCUUAGCAAUGUUAACAUUGAACAUGUUAUGGAUGUCAUGUAUUUGCAUUUCAUUCAAGUAUGAAUAAAGUACUGGUACUGA
Messenger RNA from Mya arenaria, 4957 nucleotides. Its product is annotated as solute carrier family 4 member 11-like. The transcript is spliced from 20 exons. Lineage: Eukaryota; Metazoa; Mollusca; Bivalvia; Myida; Myidae. Bases 131 to 2848 code for a protein of 905 amino acids. Gene Ontology annotation, cellular component: basolateral plasma membrane; plasma membrane. Gene Ontology annotation, biological process: transmembrane transport; monoatomic anion transport; monoatomic ion homeostasis. Gene Ontology annotation, molecular function: solute:inorganic anion antiporter activity. The record is from RefSeq and is a predicted model, not a curated record.